GUUGUCUUGAAAAGUCAUUUCAACGAAGGUGGGGCCGCACAACUGAAGUUUGAUAUUCACAAAAACUUGUUUGUCCUGUUUGGUCAGUUCACAGCUAAACCUGAAAACUAUUUUAGAAAGUAAGUACUCAGGAAAAUUAUUUUAAAAUGAAGAUGACGCUACACCGAGUUACUCCACACAAGGCAAGUUGAGAAAUUGCUUGACGGAGGUGGGAAUCGAACCCUGUUUUACCAACUUAAACAUAUUAACAAUACGUAAGGAAUGUUGCUCGAAUGCUAUUUUUCUUACAGACUAAAGGAGGCGAUUAUUUUGUUAAAUCUGAUGCCAGGAUCAGCAGUGCUCUUGAAGGAGACUAUGGGAGAGAACAAACGUAAACCAAAUAAGGAGACGUCACGUGAUGCUCUGGAUGAGUUAGGUGUAUAUACAUUGUCACUGAAUGAAGUACUAAAUGUCUUAAAUUCCAGAAUUAAUUGGACAAAAUAA
This is a messenger RNA of Paramuricea clavata, 483 nucleotides long. NCBI's taxonomy places the organism in Eukaryota, Metazoa, Cnidaria, Anthozoa, Malacalcyonacea, Plexauridae. The record is from the annotation of a GenBank genome assembly.